CGGUUCCACAAGAUCCAGGAAUUCAAAACUGAGUAUGCUCCAACCACCAUCACGCAGUAUGAGUCUGUGCGGAGUGGUAUGCAGGUGAUCGUGGCCGACCGCGAGGGUCCAAAGAUCAAUGGUUACUUCACCCUGGCGACGGAGAUCCUGGACGACUCUGGGGCACCCCACACGCUGGAGCACCUGGUCUUCAUGGGCUCGAGGAGCUACCAGUACAAGGGGCUCCUCGACAAGCUGGCCUCCAGGGCCUAUUCGAGCACCAACGCGUGGACCGCCGUCGACCAUACCGCAUACACCCUGGAGACUGCUGGCUGGGAGGGUUUCGCCCAGAUCUUGCCCGUCUAUCUAGAGCAUGUCAUCCUGCCCACCAUCACCGACGAGGCCUGUACCACAGAGGUCCACCAUAUCGAUGGUGAAGGCAAUGACGCUGGCGUGGUGUACUCUGAGAUGCAAGCUCUGCGCUUCAACAUGGCCGAGCUCAUGGACCUCAGAGCACGCCGCAUCCUCUACCCAGAGAACGUCGGCUUCCGAUACGAGACGGGAGGUAUGCCGGAGCAGCUGCGGGACCUGACGCCGCAGCGGAUCCGCGAGUUUCACAAGGCCAUGUAUCAGCCUCGAAACCUGGCCGUCGUUAUUGUAGGCGAGACGGACCAUGAGAACCUGCUCGACAUCUUGGACAAGUUCGAAGAGAGUAUCGAGGACAGUAUACCUCCACUUGACGCUCCUUUCAAGAGGCAAGCCACCGCUGGACCCGGCGACCCCGUGGUAGACUGUAGCUUGCUGCCUUGGAUUGACUCUGCUCAGCCGCCACCUCUCAAGGAAACCGUCGUAGUCACAGAGGAGUUCCCUGAAGAGGACGAAUCAACCGGAGAUAUCGCCUGCGCUUUCUUCGGCCCCAACUGUAACGACCUUAUUGCUGUUGCCGCCCUCAAUGUCCUGCUGACCUACUUGUGUGGCUCGUCCGUCUCGGUCCUCGAGAACAUCAUGGUGGAAAAGGAGGAGCUGGCCAGUUCCGUGUCUUACUGGUGGGACGCGAGGCCCAACUCCACCAUCUGGUUCCAGCCUACAGGUGUCGCCGCUGAGAAGCUCGAGUUUGUCGAGAAGAGACUGCACGACCUCCUGAAGGACGUAGCCUCGAAGCCCCUCGACAUGUCAUACAUGAAGGAGUGCAUCAGCCGCGAGCGGCGACAGGUCAAGUUCUCGGCCGAGAGCUCGGAGCAGUUCUACUCACAAAACAUCAUCUCUGACUAUCUCUUUGGCAAGCGGGAUGGGUCGACCUUGAGCGACCUCAAGACGGUACGAGAAUAUGAUGUCCUGAACCAGUGGGCUGAUGAGCAGUGGCGUGGGUUCCUCAAGACAUGGCUGGUGGAUGUCCAUCACGUAUCUGUCCUUGGCAAGCCCUCGAUGGCAAUGGCGACCAAGCUGAAGGAGGCCGAAGAGGCACGUAUUGCCAAGAGGAAAGAGGAGCUCGGGGAGGACGGGCUGCGAAAGCUGGCAGAGAAGCUCGAGGCAGCCAAGGCCAAGAACGAAGUCGACAUCCCUCCCUCUGUCCUCGACCAAUGGCCGGUGCCUGGCACCGACUCGAUACAUUUUAUCGAAUCAGCCACGGCAAGAUCUGGGAAGGCAAAAUCUGUCGGAGUGAGCAAGGGCACAGCUCAAAAGCUCAUCGACAAUGCCAAGCCAGGCCUGCCCUUGUUUGUCCAAUACGAACAUGUGCCCAGCAACUUCGUCAAUGUCGCCCUCCACAUCGGUACUUCCAUAGUACCCGUUGAACUCAAACCACUCAUGUCCAUUUUCAUUGACAACUUCUUCAACACCCCCAUCAAGCGCGACGGAAAGCUGGUCGACUUUGAAGAUGUGGUGAUGGAGCUCGAAAAGGACACGAUCAGCUAUGCCAUCAAUGGUGGUGGCAAAGUAUACGAUCCCGAGAGUAUUUUCAUCAGUCUCCAGCUGGAGCCGGAGAAGUACACGGCGAUCAUUGAGUGGGUGCGUGCUCUGAUGUUUGACAGUGUCUUCGACGUACGAAGACUGAAGGCGAGCAUGUCGAAGGCCCUAGCCGACAUUCCCGAGGCCAAACGUGACGGGAGGUCGAUGUCCCUGGAGGUGGACUGGGCCCUGCACGUCGAGAAGUCAUGGCUGCCCAUGGCCAGGCGGACACUCGUCAAGGCUGUUUAUCUCCGCCGGCUGAAGAAGCUACUGCAGAAGGAGCCAGAGAAGAUCGUCGAGAUGUUCGAGCAACUGCGCAAGUGUCUCUUCACAUUCGAAAACGUCCGGGUGCUGGUGACCAGCGACAUCGCCAAAUUGAGUGACCCUGUGCAGCCGUGGGACAGCCUCACCAGGCUUCUUGGCAGCGAGAAAGACAUGGCUCCUAUCAUCGAAACCCACACCGUGCUCAACUCCGAAGGCAAAUCACCAGGCAAGAUCGGCUCCGUGAUUAUCCCAAUGACCAGCCUGGACAGCUCAUACAGCGUCAGCACCACACAGGGCCUCAAGUCGUACAAUGACUCGAGGGUGCCAGCGAUGCUCGUGGCGAUAGGCUACCUCGAAGCGGUGGAGGGACCGCUGUGGAACGCCGUGCGAGGCAGUGGCCUUGCGUACGGCACACACUUCAGCCGAGAGCUCGAUUGGGGCUUCCUACAGUAUCGUGUCUACCGAUCGCCUGACGCCAGCAAGGCGCUCGACAUCUCGCGGGAGACGGUGGAGAAGAUUGCUACCGGCCAAGUCCCGCUGGACAGGCAUCUCGUAGAGGGCGCUGUCAGUGGGAUCGUGUCUGGGUUCGCGGACGAGCAGUCCACGAUGGCGGAUGCAGCUCAGCAGAACUACAUCCUCAGCGUCGUCAGGGGGCUGGGGCUGGACUGGACGAAGAAGAUCAUGGCACAGGUGCGGAACGUCACGGACUCCGAAAUACGGCAGGUGAUGAAGGACAUGAUCAUGCCAGUGUUCCAACCCGGGAAGAGCAAUGUGGUGGUGACGUGCGCGCCCAUCAUGCAAGAAAACAUGGAGAAGGCUUUCAAGACCAUGGGCUACGCCACGCAGGUCAAGGCCCUGUCAGACUUCCAUGAGGACUACGGUCUAGCUGGAGGGGAUGACGACAAUGAAGACCCUGAAGAAGACGAGGAUGAGGAAGAUGAUUCUGAAGAGGAGGACGAGGAUGACGACGACGACAUGUCUGAA
Messenger RNA from Cryphonectria parasitica EP155, 3174 nucleotides. RefSeq lists its product as uncharacterized. The record is from RefSeq and is a predicted model, not a curated record. The transcript has 3 exons. Gene Ontology annotation, molecular function: metal ion binding. The annotation marks the transcript as partial. Lineage: Eukaryota; Fungi; Ascomycota; Sordariomycetes; Diaporthales; Cryphonectriaceae.